This is a messenger RNA of Coregonus sp. 'balchen', 389 nucleotides long. Lineage: Eukaryota; Metazoa; Chordata; Actinopteri; Salmoniformes; Salmonidae. The record is from the annotation of a GenBank genome assembly.
AUGCCCCCAUUACCAGGUGCUGAGUUGGUUCGUACGCCAGUUCACCUGUACCGUUACCUUCUUAGAUGUUGCAAGCAAUUGCCAACCCGAGCAAUGCAGCAACAUUAUCAACAUGCUAUAAGACAGGUAAAGUCUAUUAGAGUUGUUACAGCAUAGGCUACUGCAUCAUAUAAUGUAUAACUUAGACAUAUCUGAUUGUAUUGCAUGUUACAAAAAGCUAGAUUAUAAUGGCCAAGCUUGGUCAACAAUUAUUUUUUGUAUUAUUUGUAUUAUUAUUGUAUUAUUUAUCAAACUAGGGUUACAAUAGUCACACAGACGAAGACGAUCCUGAGAGGAUUCAACUGAUCAUACAAAGAGCUAUAUCAGAUGCAGAUUGGAUUCUCGACAAA